Messenger RNA from Leishmania mexicana MHOM/GT/2001/U1103, 3465 nucleotides. RefSeq names its product putative ubiquitin-activating enzyme e1. The record is from RefSeq and is a predicted model, not a curated record. Gene Ontology annotation, cellular component: SUMO activating enzyme complex; cytoplasm. NCBI's taxonomy places the organism in Eukaryota, Euglenozoa, Kinetoplastea, Trypanosomatida, Trypanosomatidae. Gene Ontology annotation, molecular function: SUMO activating enzyme activity. Gene Ontology annotation, biological process: protein sumoylation. The transcript has a single exon. Bases 1 to 3465 code for a protein of 1154 amino acids.
AUGGAGGCUGAGAAGGAAGUGUUGAUCGACCAGAAGUAUCUGGACAAGCAGAGCCGCACCAUCGGCACCUAUGGCCUCGAGACCAUGACAAAGCUGAUCUCCUUCAAGGUUAUUAUUGUGGGCUGCGGUGGCGUUGGGAUCGAGAUCGCGAAGAACCUGGCACUCGCUGGCAUUCACACCAUCCGCCUCUAUGACCCUCGCAAGCCGACGGUUCAGGACAUGGGCGUGAAUUUUGCCGUCACGUCGCAGUCCAUGGCAUCGGGCAAGACGAUGGCGGAGCUGUCUGCCGCCUAUAUUUCGGAGCUGAACCCGAACACACGCGUUCGGGCGCUUGCAGAGCUGACGACGGCCACCGUCGCGGACAACGUCGCCCUCGUCUUCACGGCCGCCGCGCCGGAUCUCAGCCUGACAACGCUGAGCGAAUGGAACACUUUCUGCCGCAAUCACACGCCGAGCAUCUCAUUUGUGCUGGCACUUCAAAUGGGCACGAUGGGCUCCGUGUUCGCGGACCACGGCCCUUCCUUCGUCGUCAAGGACGUUGAUGGACGCCCCAUGCUACAGAAGGUGAUCACGGAAGUGGUGACGCUGCGUGACAAGACGGGCGAGAUGUACACACGCAUCCGCUACGAGACACCAGAGGGGCAGACGCCCGGGGCCUUGCGCGACUUUACACAGAUCAAGCUGAGCGAGGUACAGGGGCUCCUGAAACCGGACGGCGCCUCCGUGAAUGGUCAGGUGUAUGACGGCGUCGUCUGCCCCUCCGACCCGCGCGAUUCGGUCCGUGUGUACCCGGCGUUCGAGGCGCAGGGGUACAGCUCGUAUGAGACAGGGGGGUUUCUUCACGAGCUGAAGGAGGUGAAAGUGCUCCCUUUUCGGCCCCUCAGCGAGGCGCUGGCGGCGCCAGGCACUUUCGUCCCAGUGAGCCCGAUGAUGGAUAACUCUGAGGAGUCGCUGACCCACGUGGCGCUGCAUGCGCUGCUGCGUUACGCCGACGCGCACGCAGGAAAGCUGCCUGAGCUGCACAACGCAACGCAGGCCGCUGCGGUGGUUGAGCUAGCCAAGAAGGUGCUGGAGGAGAAUAAGGCGAUGCCGGCGCCGCCGGAACAGCGGACCACCGGCACGCCCAGCAACGCGGAGUUCCCGUACAAGGUGCCGCCGCCGCCCCCGCCGGCGCCGUUGGUCCUCGAAAGCCUGGAUGAAAAGGCGGUGAUGGCGGAAGCGCUCCUCGCUCGUGCGGAGCUUCAACCCCUCGCCUCCUUCUUUGGCGCCGUCGUAGCGCAGGAGAUUGUGAAGAUUACCGGUAAGUACUCGCCGAUCCACCAGUGGUUCCACCUCUCUUGCGCAGCCGUGCGGCCCGAAUGGACCGACCACAGCAGUGAAGAGUUCCGCCCGAUGAACUCGCGCUACGAUCACAUCAUCUCCAUCUUUGGCAAGGGCUUCCAGAAACAGCUGCAGAACCUGCGCCUCUUCAUGGUUGGGUGCGGGGCACUCGGCUGCGAGAACGUCAAGAACUUCGCACUGUGCGGCAUCACCUGCGGCACCGGCGGCUCCCUCGUCGUGACCGACAACGACCGCAUCGAGGUGUCAAACCUCAGCCGGCAGUUUCUCUUCCGCGAGGAGAAUGUCGGGCAGUCCAAGUCGGCGGCUGCGGCGGCCCGCAUGCGCCAGAUGAAUCCCGAUGCGAACGUGGACGCUCGCCAAGACUUCAUUGGCACAAUCACCGAGCACCUCUACCCCGACACUUUCUGGCAGUCGCUGAACGUCGUCGUCAACGCGCUGGACAACAUAGAGGCCCGCCUCUAUGUCGACCAGCAGUGCGUCCGCUUCCAGAAGGUGCUCGUCGAGGCGGGCACAAUGGGCACCGGCGGCAACGUAGACAUUAUCGUUCCCGGCAGGACGUCGUCGUACGCCGACGGCGGCGCGGCGGAUCAGACAGGUGGCAUUCCCAUGUGCACGCUGCGCAACUUUCCGUACAUCUACGACCACUGCAUAGAGUGGGCCCGCGCGCAGUUCGACGAUAUGUUCGUGUCCCCAAUGCAGACGGCGCAGCAGAUCAUCGAAGACCCUGCCGCUUUUGCCCAGCGCAUCCACCAGGAGGUUUCUAGUGGCUCAAGCGCUGGCGAGCGGCGUAGCCUCAUUGACAAGAACUUGGGCCCGCUCAAGUUGCUGAAGCGGACGCUGACGAUUCUUACCGAUGGGCCGACGAUGGACAGGUGUGUCGCGCUUGGCUGGGAGCAGCUCUUCAAGAUGUUCCGCGACCGUAUUCUCGAUCUGCAGGCGGCCUUCCCGCGCGGCGCCAAGAAGAAAAACGGCGAGGAUUUCUGGUCUGGUCACCGCAAGUAUCCGACAGCGCUCCAGGUGACGGCCGCGGACAUUGUGACGAAUCCAGACGCAAAGCACUUCCUGGUGGCGGCGAUCAACCUGUAUGCGUGCAUGUUCGGUGUCCACCCGCCCAAGCAUGAGGCGCGCUUCAACGAUGAGAAGAACCGCUGGAUGCAGGAGUACCGUACGGACGAGUGGAUUCAGGCAGAGGCGAACAAGCUGUUGACGCCGACGUACGUGGCUGGCUCUGUCGACAACCUCGACGACGACUUGGCAGCCGAUGCGCAGGAGGGCAAGCAAGUUUCUAUGGAGGAGUCCGAGACCGAGCUGCAAGGGCUACUGGCGGAUGUUGCCGCUCUGGCAACCAAGUGCAAGGGCAGCAAGGCGGCUGCGCUGGAGUUUGAGAAAGAUGACGAUGAUAACUUCCAAAUCGACUUUAUCGCUGCGGCAAGCAACCUGCGCGCCGAGAAUUACGGAAUUCCGACGCAGGAUCGGAUGAAAGUAAAGCUUGUCGCCGGAAAAAUCAUUCCUGCCAUCGCGACUACAACGUCCGCCGUGACGGGCCUGGGGCUUAUCGAGCUCUUCAAGGUCUUGCAGAAUAAGGACGUCUCGGUGCUGCGUAAUGGUAUGCUGGACGUGGGCACAAACAACUACGUUCUCUUUGAGCGCGAUCUGCCCAUCAAGAACCUCACCAAAGUGGUGGCCACCUACAUCCCGGAGCAGGACUACACGUACAAAAAGAAGAUCAUCCGCGUGCCGGAGGGGUUCACCAAGUACGACAUGAUUCGCAUCCCUGUCACGCCGGCGACCACGGUGAAGGCGUUUGCGGCGACGCUCGAGGCUGUGCUAAACAAGACCCUCCCCGAUGGUGUCGACUACGCGUACGAGGUGGACGGGAUCGGUUUCGGCAAGGGUAUGCUGUGGAACGGCCGCUCGAGCCACGCAAACACGAAUGCGUCUCUCAUGAAGGUGAUUGAGCAGCAAAAGGCGAGUGAGGCUGGCGGCACGCUACCGGCUCCGUUUUGGCAGAACCGCUUCCAGUUCUGCGACCUUUCCGUGACGGUUUCUAUCGACGACGGAGAUGACACUGUGGACGAGGUGGAUGUGGAGACGGCCACUGUGUGCCUUGAAAUUCAGCAGUAG